Molecule: messenger RNA, 2508 nt
Organism: Corylus avellana
Lineage: Eukaryota; Viridiplantae; Streptophyta; Magnoliopsida; Fagales; Betulaceae
Source: RefSeq, a predicted model, not a curated record
AUGAUGAGCUCCAUUAAUUCCCAACCAACCUACAAUUACCACUCGUGUGGAGAUGAAUCCAACAAUUCCCCCAACACUUAUUUCGAAUCAAACCUCAAAGUCCUGCUGGGUGCUUUAUCCACUAAAGCUUCCCAAGACUACAGCUUCUACAACCAUUCCUCUAAUGGCAUCUACGCCCUGUUCCUCUGCCGGGGUGAUGUUAACAGUAGUACCUGCAAAAGCUGUGUCAGCUAUGCGGGUCAAGAUAUCACAACUCGGUGUCCAUCAAACACAACUGCCAUCAUCUGGUUUGAUGAAUGCAUGUUGAGGUACUCCGAUGCUAAUUUCUUUGGAGCGGGAGAUACAUUGCCAGGUCUAUUCAUGUGGAAUGUCGAGAAUACUACUUCCCCUGAGGAACCUAAUUUUGGAGUACGAGCUCUAAUCAACGGGCUAAUAGAAGAUGCUAGAGGAACAGAUAUGUUGUACAAGGCAGGUACCCGGUCUGGGGAUAAUGGGUCUGAGGUUAGAUAUGGUUUGGUGCAGUGUACUAGAGAUAUCAAUGCUACUUCCUGCACCAAUUGUUUGGAAAAGUCGAUGACUAGUGCCAAUCAAUGUUGCGAAGGGAAGAAAGGGUGGCGUGUUUUAGCCCCAAGUUGUAUUAUAAGGUAUGAGAGCUACCCAUUCUUUCAGCCACCAUCUCUGCCACCGCCACCGCAACCGCCACCGCCACCUCAGCCACAGCCACUGCCCGACAAUGGCUGUGAGGUUAUGAUCAGCUCCAUUAAUUCCCAAUCCCAGCCAACCUACAAUUACCACUCUUGUGGAAAUGAAUCCAACAAUUCCCCCAACACUUCUUUCGAAUCAAACCUCAAAGUCCUGCUGGGUGCUUUAUCCACUAAAGCUUCCCAAAACUACAGCUUCUACAACCAUUCCUCUAACGCCAUCUACGCUCUGUUCCUCUGCCGGGGUGAUGUUAACAGUAGUACCUGCCAAAGCUGUGUCAGCUAUGCGGGUCAAAAUAUCACAACUCGGUGUCCAUCAAACAGAACCGCCAUCAUCUGGUUCGACCAAUGCAUGUUGAGGUACUCCGAUGAUAAUUUCUUUGGAGUGGGAGAGACAUCUCCGGCGGUGCUCAUGUACAAUGUCGGGAAUACAACUUCACCUGAGGAACCUAAUUUUGGAGCACGAGCUCUAAUGAACGGACUAAUAGAGAUUGCUAGAGGAACGGAUAUGUUGUACAAGGCAGGCACCUGGUCAGGGGAUAAUGGGUCUGAGGUUAGAUAUGGUUUGGUGCAGUGCACUAGAGAUAUCAAUGCUACUUCCUGCAGUAAUUGUUUGGAACGGUCGAUGAGUAGAGCCAAUCUAUGUUGCAAAUCGAAGAUAGGUUGGCGCGUUUUGGCCCCUAGUUGCAAUAUAAGAUAUGAGAACUACUCAUUCUUUCAGCCACCAUCUCCGCCACCGUCACCGCCCCCGCCACUGCCCGACAAUGCUGUGGAUGAAAUAACAAGUGUUGAAUCGUUGCAAUUUAAUUUCAGCACUAUUAGAGCCGCCACAGACAACUUUUCUGACGAGAAUAAGCUUGGAAAAGGUGGAUUUGGGAUAGUUUACAGGGGUAUGCUUUCCAACGGACAAGAAAUAGCUGUGAAAAGAUUAUCAACAAAUUCUGGACAAGGAGAUGUGGAAUUUAAGAAUGAGGUCCUGCUAGUGGCUAAGCUUCAACACCGAAAUUUAGUUAAGCUCCUUGGAUUCUGCUUGGAAGGAAAUGAAAAACUUCUUAUCUAUGAGUUCGUGCCUAACACAAGCCUUGAUCGCUAUAUAUUUGAUCCCAUGAAGCGUGCAGACUUAGAUUGGGCAAGACGGUAUAAAAUUAUAGGUGGCAUUGCUCGAGGGCUUUUGUACCUUCAUGAGGACUCCCGGCUUAGGAUUAUUCAUCGUGACCUCAAAACUGGCAACAUUCUAUUAGAUGAAAAAAUGAAUCCUAAAAUUUCAGAUUUUGGCAUGGCAAGAUUAUUUGCAUUGGAUCAAACUGAAGGCAGUACAAAUAGAAUUGUGGGGACCUAUGGAUAUAUGGCUCCAGAAUAUGCAAUGUUUGGACAAUUCUCAACAAAAUCAGAUGUUUUCAGUUUUGGUGUACUAAUUCUAGAGAUUGUAAGCGGUCAGAAAAUUACUAGUUUUCAAGACACACAGAAUACGGAGUACCUUCUCAACUAUGCAUGGAGAAAUUGGAAGGAUGGGACAGCUUCGAAUCUCAUAGAUCCCACGUUAAUGAAGGGCGGUCCAAAAAUCGAAAUGAUGAGAUGUAUUCACAUCGGUCUGCUAUGUGUUCAAGAAAAUGUAGCCGACAGACCAGACAUGACUUCAGUUCUUCUCAUGCUUAAUAGCGAUUAUGUCGCCCUCCCUUUACCUACACAACCUGCUGCAAGCUUUAUGCAGGGCAAUGUUGGGUCAAGCAAAUCACUGCAACUGGACAGCAAUUGUGGGGGAACUAAUUAUGUGGCUUCAAUUACUGAAGAGUUAUCUCCUAGGUAG